This is a messenger RNA of Plasmodium gaboni, 464 nucleotides long. RefSeq names its product adenylate kinase-like protein 2. The transcript has 3 exons. The annotation marks the transcript as partial. Lineage: Eukaryota; Apicomplexa; Aconoidasida; Haemosporida; Plasmodiidae. The record is from RefSeq and is a predicted model, not a curated record.
UUAAUGAUGAGGUAAUUUCUUCUAUACUUAAAGAAAAGAUAAAUAAUUUAGACUCUAAGAAGAAAAGAGGUUAUAUUGUGGAGGGAUACCCCAACAAUAAUCUUCAAGCAUAUAAUUGUCUCAAAUAUUUUCCUUCGCAUGUUUUUGUUCUAUAUGCCGAUGAAGAAUAUAUUUAUAAAAAAUAUGAAGAAGAAAAUGAUAUUGCCAUUUUUUCAAACACACAAAAAAAAGAAUAUGAAAUAAAUGAACUCUAUGAAAUAAAAGAUUUAAAUGUGAAACCUUUAAAAGACCAAGUGCUUUCAUAUAUAAGAAAUAUAUCCGAUAUAUUGACUAUCCUUGGAAGUAAUAAAAAUGUUUUGAACCUACACGAUUUUAAUGAGCAAAUGUUAAUUGAUCACGUUAAAAAUGAAAUUUCCAAAAAUAAAGAUGAAUGGGAUUCAACUUUAAACGAGGAUACUAUUUAA